Triticum turgidum subsp. durum (durum wheat) is the source of this 1530-nucleotide messenger RNA. The record is from the annotation of a GenBank genome assembly. Lineage: Eukaryota; Viridiplantae; Streptophyta; Magnoliopsida; Poales; Poaceae.
AUGAGGCAUCUAUCUAACAUCGACGAGGGAUCAUUCAAGGGGAAACGGUGGCGGUGGCCACUAUGCAUCAAGAAACGGACAAGCAUCCAUUUGGUUUUAGCCAUUGUUGAGUUGAUAUUGAAUGGCAAACCAAAGUGGACACAUCUUGUGGCCGAUCUCAAGGCUAGCAAGAAGAGGAACGAUGGCUCAAGCUCCCACCAAUCAAUUAGAUUGGACGGAGAAGAGGAAGAUGUUGUAGUGGAGAAUGGAAGAACCACUGUGCCAAAGGAUAACCGCCUCUUUGAUGAGUAUGCAAAGAAGUGGCUUGUGGGGAUGAAGAAGGAGAUCAACGAGUGUAGGGAGUACGAGGCGGUGAGGGCGGCUAUGGCAACAGUGGAACAGGAGGCAAGGAUGCAGCCGGAGCAGGAGGCAAUGAUGGCGGCGGAGCAGGCCGCAUGGAUGGAGGCGGACGAAGAGCAAGAAAAAUCAGAAGACGACAAAGACUCUGACCACAAUUCUGAUAACCCAGAUGGCCCCGAUACAUCUUCGUUUAGAGCAUUCAUGAUCUCAUUUUUGUCGCCAUCUAGCUCUUUUAACGAUUCAAGGGAGAUAAUCCCCGAGCAGAGCGAAGAAAUGGGAUACCCAACUUUAACACCAGUUGGGAAGACAAACAAGGGAAAGACAGGCUUGCUAAGCAGAGGGAAGCAUUCCAUUGGAAAAAUCAUUAAUAAAGCGGCUAGGAUGAGCGGUUUCAAACAAAGCUCAGAACCUAAAAUUGACAAAGAGGUGGUAAAUCAUGCCGAAUCAGUUGCACCUGCAUUGGAGCUCGAAGGACCAAAUGAAGUUAAUUCCCUGACCAACAUGCCAGUUAUGUCAGAGCCAUCUGUCCUUUUGUCAGAAACAAUGCGAUCCACUCUUUAUUCCUCUCUUCCUAUUCUGGCCCAAGGAAGGAGCUGGGUUUUGCUAUACAGCACAUUGAGGCAUGGAAUAUCUUUAUCUACUUUAUAUAGAAGGAGUUUGCUGUGCCCUGGUUACUCACUCCUGGUAGUUGGGGACAGAAAGGGGGCGGUUUUUGGUGGUCUAGUUGAGGCUCCAUUACAACCAACUAGCACAAAGAAGUAUCAGGGUACCAAUAACUGCUUUGUUUUCACUAAUUUACACAGCGAUCCUGCUAUAUACCGGCCAACAGGUGCCAAUAAGUAUUAUACUGUGUGCUCUGCUGACUAUUUGGCACUAGGAGGUGGAGGUCAUUUUGCACUUUAUCUAGACUCAGACCUUUUGAGUGGUUCAAGUUCAAAUUCGGAGACUUUUAACAACCAGUGCCUGUCACAUUCUCCAGACUUUGCAGUUAAAGACGUUGAGCUAUGGGGCUUCGUCUAUCCUUCAAGGUACGAAGAGAUGCUCAAGCUCUGCAGUACUGAGAAACCAGGGUGGAACAAGCUUACUGGUGGUUGUUCGAAUUACAGCGGCAAAUGUACUGCAUCAUUCUCAUGUCUUCACAAAAAUGAGACUGAUUCAUGGGAGUACGCGUGGAACAUAAAAAAUGAUUAG